AUGAAGCUGUUUAUCUUGAUCUCCCUUGCUAGUUCGCUGCAUGGAGCAGUAGCGGCACCUUCAGCGGACAAACAUUCUCAAAAGAAGUUUGACUUUGCCAAGAUCAACAAAAUCGUAUCUUUCGGUGAUUCAUGGACGGAUACUCGAUUCAAUACCUCUGGAGUUCAACCUUCCAUCUCCAGCCCAUUCGGAAAUACCGGCAAGACGAGCUCAAAUGGCAAAAUGUGGCCAAUGUACUUGACCACGCAGUAUAAUCAGUCGUCCGUGUUACUAUAUAAUAUGGCAGUCGGUGGUGCUGUCACUGAUGUCAACAUUGUCAAGACCGGACCCAACGACGUGGUUACCCAAGUCAGCAGAUUCGACGCCUAUUUGCAACAACUAGGCCCAAACUUCUUUCAGCCAAAGCAUACACUUUAUACAGUAUUUAUCGGUAUUAACGACAUAUACCGCACCAUUAAUGACGCUGACCAGAAUGAGACGGUCACCAAGAUCAUGGAGCGUCUAGAUCAGCUUACAACUGACCUACACACCCACGGCGCUCGCCAGUUCCUCUUCAUCUCAACGCCGCCGCAGUCCCUUUUCCCAAACAACGUUCCAAAGCCAAUUGCUCCGACACUCAAGGCAACAUCUGAAAAUUGGAACAAAAAGCUUCACGAACUCUUAAAACAGCUCGGCCGCAAGUUGUCUCACAGCACCUUUUUCUUGUUUGACAUUGUACCGUUGAUCACUGCCGUUACCGAAGAUCCAAGUCAGUUUCCCGAGACCGCGGUGUACAAGAGUACGGGAUUCUGUGCAGACUACAAGAGCGGUACUAUUACGCCAGACUUCAAGUCUGAUAAUUGUGAAUACAACGCGUCGGAGUACAUGUAUAUCGACGGCGCUCAUCCAACACAAGCGUUUCACGAAAUCUUGGCUAAGAAGAUUGCGGCACAAUUGGCUGCUGUCCGAACCAUUACCCAGCAUUGA
This is a messenger RNA of Fusarium subglutinans, 966 nucleotides long. RefSeq names its product anter-specific proline-rich APG. The transcript has 3 exons. The record is from RefSeq and is a predicted model, not a curated record. The coding region runs from base 1 to 966 and encodes 321 amino acids. Gene Ontology annotation, molecular function: hydrolase activity, acting on ester bonds. Lineage: Eukaryota; Fungi; Ascomycota; Sordariomycetes; Hypocreales; Nectriaceae.